Messenger RNA from Cyprinodon variegatus (sheepshead minnow), 1306 nucleotides. RefSeq names its product gamma-glutamylaminecyclotransferase C-like. Gene Ontology annotation, molecular function: gamma-glutamylaminecyclotransferase activity. The record is from RefSeq and is a predicted model, not a curated record. The transcript has 2 exons. The coding region runs from base 26 to 577 and encodes 183 amino acids. Lineage: Eukaryota; Metazoa; Chordata; Actinopteri; Cyprinodontiformes; Cyprinodontidae.
UCGCUUGUGCGCAUGCGCGAGGAAAAUGCGAUUAUUCCGCAUGACACAAAAGUCCAACCUGUUCUUUUCCUCGUGCAAGGUGCCUUCUAUCAUCAUGAAUCACGUCUUUGUUUACGGCUCGCUAAAGAGGGCCCAGCCUAACUACCAUUACAUGACAGACAGUAACAAUGGAAAGGCGGAGUUCCUCGCCACAGCCGUCACCGUCCAGAAGUACCCACUGGUGAUCGCCACUAAGUGCAACAUCCCCUUCCUCCUUAACCUCCCAGGACAAGGCAAUAGAGUCCAUGGGGAGAUCUACAGGGUGGACGAAAAGAUGCUGGAAUUCCUGGAUGAGUUUGAAAAUAUACCCACCAUGUACCAGCGGACAGUUGUAGAACUGGAAAUCAGUGAGUGGGCAGGAGGGACGGGCGAGGAGAAGCUAUCGCCUGGAAGCAUCACAGAGGCGUUUGUGUACAGCACCACAACCUACCAACCGGACUGGCCCUCGCUGCCGACGUACGAGAGCUACGACUCCAACGGAGAUCAUGGCCUAAAGUUUAUACUGAGGGAAGACCGAAACUGGGCUUCAGUGCAUUGAUGUUAAUCAUUUUCAAAAACAUGUUAAGCCAAAACAAAUCUGUGCGCAAAUGAAGUGGAAUUGAAUAUAUGACAAACAGGAAGAGGCUGGCAUUAUUAAUUAAAUAAGUCAAAAAAGCCUAUGGUUUACUUUAAAAGAAACAUAUAAGACUAAAAUGGAAAGUAGCAGGUACAUUUUUUCCUACAUAAUAAAGCACAUGGCUAAAAUAGCAUGUAUGCAAACCGACGCCGCAAGACUCCACUACUGAAGAAAACAUGUUCAAGCUUGUUUCUUCUACUUUGUAUGUGUGGAUUAACUUGCCUUAACUUGCCUUGCCUUAUCUGUUGGAAAAAUGACAUGAAUGACACCUUUAUAAAUGUUUUAACUGCUGUAUUCCUUGAUUAUCAUAUUUCCUUCAGAUCCAGGGAGAAAGGUGGGGAAAUAAUGCCUAAAAUGUCUUUAAAGAAUCCCUGAUAUAGUAACAAGCAAUUUUUUUAAGAGAAGUGUAAUAUUAUUUUUCUUUUAUGCUAGUGUAAUAACUUUUCUACUGUAUUGUUAGAUUUUUUUUGGUGUGAGCAAUACAGAUGUAAUAGUACUUCUGGAAUAGUUUAAAAAGAUGUUAAUAUAUUGCUGCGAGCGUCUGUUAUUCUGGAGGAGUCCCUUUGGAUUUUUUUAAAUAAUUUUAUACAGAAUGACAGAAAUAUGGCCGAUCAGAAAGGUGGAUGGACCCUUCCUUAAACAUUCAUUUAA